This is a messenger RNA of Aspergillus nidulans FGSC A4, 1554 nucleotides long. RefSeq lists its product as uncharacterized. Lineage: Eukaryota; Fungi; Ascomycota; Eurotiomycetes; Eurotiales; Aspergillaceae. The transcript is spliced from 4 exons. The record is from RefSeq and is a predicted model, not a curated record. The coding region runs from base 1 to 1554 and encodes 517 amino acids.
AUGGAAAAGACUCAGACCCCGUCGCUCACGCCAGACGAGCUCAGUGCGCGUUCCUCCACCCCAUUUGAAGAGCGCGAAGAGGAGGAAGAGGUGCAUUAUGUCGGCCAUCUGAAAUUCUCAUUCAUCUUCGUCGGUCUGUGUCUGUCAGUCUUCCAAGUUGCCUUGUCGCUGCAGGACAUUGGUUGGUACGGGUCUGCGUACCUGUUCACCGACUGUGCCUUUCAGCUCGUCUUCGGCCGGCUGUAUUCCAUGUUGCCGGUCAAGAUCGUCUACUUGGGCGCACUCUUGCUGUUCGAGAUCGGCUCUAUCAUCUGCGCAACCGCACCCAAUUCUAUCGCCCUGAUCCUCGGCCGAACUAUCGCAGGCAUCGGCGCAGGCGGCAUCCUGUCUGGAGCCCUAACAAUCCUCUCGCAAUCGGUCCCCCGGGCCAAAGUCGCCGUCUUCAACGGUAUUCUCGGCGCGGUCAAUGGAAUCGCCUUCAUCUGCGGCCCUCUGCUGGCAGGGGGGAUUAUCAACGGGACGACCUGGCGAUGGAUCUUCUACAUCAACCCGAUCAUAUCCGCCCCGACCUUCUUCAUCACCGUAUUCCUGCUCAAGCUGGACCCCCCGAAAACGAAUGUGAAGACAUGGAGGGGCCGCAUCGCAAUGCUGGACCUCCCUGCAUUCACCCUCUUUCUCGGAUCGAUCCUCUGCCUGAUCCUGGCGUUGCUCUGGGGCGGAAAGGAAUACUCGUGGAAGAAUGCUCGGAUAAUCGUCCUCUUCAUCCUCUUUGGCGUUAUCAUGCUCGCUUUUAUGCUGGUGCAGAAGAGAAAGGGAGACGACGCACUGGUCCCAAUGAGGAUUUUGUGCCAGCGAAGUAUCGCCUUUGGCAUGUUCUUCUCUUUUUGCACCUCUGGAACCGGCUUCAUUCUCGAAUACUACCUGCCCAUCUGGCUUCAGGUCAUCAAGGACCUCUCGGUCAUAUCGUCCGCCGUCAAGCUGCUCCCCAUUAUCGCCGCCGCCGUCGUCUUCACCACGCUAUGCGGGAUUCUGACGCCAGUCAUUGGCCACUAUGUCCCCUUUAUGAUCAUCGCCACCAUGCUCCUCUCCGUUGGAAUGGGUCUGCUGUCCACAUUGGAAUAUACCUCACCCAUCCGCCAUGUGCUCGGCUUCCAGGUCCCUGCCGGUGUUGGUCUUGGAUGCGCCCUUCAGCAGACUCUCGUCGCAGCGCAGACCAUCCUCCCAAUGAACGAUAUCCCCAUCGGCGUCUCCUUGAUCGUGCUCGCCCAGACCCUGGGCGGGACCAUAGCGCUCUCGGCCGCGGACACGAUCUAUACUGGCACGCUCUCCUCGAGCAUCAGCAGCCGAUUCCCUCAGAUCAACAGGGAAACCGUGCUGACUACUGGAAACCGCGAGAUCCGCAACUUGGUGCCCGCCGAGUCCCUGAGUGUCAUUAUGGACUUGUGCAAUAAGGCCAUCGUCAAAACUUGGUACCUUUCGAUCGGAUUGGCCGCAGCGUCCAUCAUUGGCGUUCUGGGGAUGGAAUGGAGACGGGUAACGCCGCCCAAGAAGUAA